Molecule: messenger RNA, 3122 nt
Organism: Sceloporus undulatus (fence lizard)
Lineage: Eukaryota; Metazoa; Chordata; Lepidosauria; Squamata; Phrynosomatidae
Product: D(1) dopamine receptor-like
Exons: 1
Coding region: 233-1663 (476 amino acids)
Biological process (GO): adenylate cyclase-activating adrenergic receptor signaling pathway
Cellular component (GO): membrane
Molecular function (GO): G protein-coupled receptor activity
Source: RefSeq, a predicted model, not a curated record
AGCAGAAGGAGCUGUGCUGCUUCCAAAGCAGCAUCUCUGGAGGCUGGUGAGAAGAAAGAGCCCUGGCUGGGCAGUGGGGUCCAGGAGUCUCUUGAUGCGCUUUGGGACUGCUCUUCCUCCGGAUCGGGGAUGCAUGCAAGCCUUGCAGAAGAGAGCCCUGGAUCUGCUUGCCAGAACCUGACUGGGAGGAGGACCGCCUUGGAGAAAGUGGUACCCAAGCGAGCGCCCUCUGAUGGAGGACCCCUCUAAUGACACCCAGAGCCCUUUUGAUGAGCAGCAGCCACUGCUGGAGGAGAGGCUCAGUGGCAGUAACACCAGCAGCACCAGCACCAGCAGAAGCCUGAAGGUGCUUUCCGGAGUCUUGUUGUCGCUUCUGGUGCUGAGCACCUUGGCCGGCAACAGUCUUGUCUGCCUGGCCGUUGUCCGCUUCCGCCACCUCCGGGCCAAGGUCACCAACUGGUUUGUGCUGUCGCUGGCUGUCUCCGACCUCUGCGUGGCCCUCCUGGUCAUGCCCUGGAAGGCAGUCACUGAGGUGGCCGGGGGUGUCUGGCUCUUCGGGAGCCGCUUUUGCGACACCUGGGUGGCUUUUGACAUCAUGUGCUGCACGGCCUCCAUCUUCCAUCUCUGCAUCAUCAGCUUGGAUCGCUACUGGGCCAUCGCCAGCCCCUUCCGCUAUGAGCGGCGGAUGACCCAAGGACUGGCAUCUGCCAUGAUUGCCCUGGCCUGGGCCCUCUCAAUCCUCAUUUCCUUUAUCCCUGUCCAGCUCCACUGGCACAAAGCUGAGGAAGAUAGGAGCCUUGAUCCUCCACUGACGCCACCAUCACAACACUGCGAUGCAAGGCUCAACCGGACAUAUGCUGUCACCUCCUCCUUGAUCAGCUUCUACAUCCCCGUGUCCAUCAUGAUUGGGACCUACACCCAGAUCUACCGUAUUGCUCAGGCUCAGAUCCGCCGCAUCUCCUCUCUGGAAAGGGCAGGAGGGCUCAGCUCGGCCCAAGGGAAAGAGCCAACCUCUUCUCUGAGGAGCUCGCUCUGCAAGGAGACCAAGGUUCUCCAGACCUUGUCCAUCAUCGUUGGGGUCUUUGUUUGCUGCUGGCUGCCCUUCUUUCUCCUCAACUGCCUCUUGCCCUUUUGUGAGUUGAGGCCAGAUAGCAGUGGGGGCCCGGCCCAGGACUCUUGUGUCAGCCAAACCGUCUUCAAUGUUUUCAUGUGGUUUGGCUGGGCUAACUCAUCGGUCAACCCUGUGAUCUAUGCUUUCAAUGCAGACUUCAGACGGGCCUUUGCCAGCCUCCUGGGGUGCCGGGGCCACAGCCUCCCUUGUCGGGUUGCCAACAGCUCAAUCGUUGAGAGAGUCAACUUGAGCAAUGAGCUGGUGUCCUAUCACCACAACUCUUCUUGUCACAAGGGUGGAGGCAUCCCAGCUCCAUUGCAACUACCUGCCAUUGGUGCUUGGAGUCAGUCACCACCCCAUACAGUGGAUUUCCAAGGAGAGGAAGAGAGCUGCGGAAGACCCCUGUUAGAGGAAGAGAGGCCACCAUCUUGUCUAGUCACUCACAGCAGUGAUUCUAGAAAUCUUGACCGGCCAGUUUUGCUCCCCUUUGAAUGUGAGACUGAGAUAUCUUUGGAGACUCUUAUUCCCUUUACAGAAACGGCUGGACCUUAGAAUCUUUACAGAACCCCAACUCAGAACUAGGGCCCAGAUAUACAUAUAGAUGGAUGGAACCACCUUACAGCCUUAGAGGAAUGAGGAUGCAGAGGAGCAUUAUAAGAAAAGCCAUGCUUGGUCAGGCCAAAGACCUGUUUAGCCCAACAUUCAGUUUCUCACGGUGGUCAGCCACUUACAUCCGGAAAGCUCUCAAGGAACUCAUGUGGAUAAUAAUACUUGUCACUAUUCUUUGCCGAUGACAGGAAUACAGGAACAUGCUAUUUCUGAAGCUGGAGGCAACCUAUAGCUAUUACAACUAUCAUCCAUGUGCUUAUCUCUGUCUUCUUUUAAAGUCAUUGUAAGUCAUUUUUGAUUUUCCAAAGAAUGGUUUACCAUACAUCCCGGCAGUUGAUCUGUUUCAUUCUCUUGUAACCCUGGUUCUCAUUGAGGUGGGAAACCUGUGUUUAAGUAGAGUUCAUGAUUACAAACACAGACACAAGCUUCUUCGUAGGGAAUUAUAUGGCAGGGACUUAGGAGAUCCAGAAUUAGUCCCCACUAGGAAAUGCACUGGAUAACAAUUGGACCAGUCACUCUGUCUCAGCCUGGCCCACUUCACAAGAUAGUUGUGAAGAUAAAGUGCAGAAGAGGAUAAAAUGGGAAGAAGAGCCUUGAACUCAUUGAGGGAAUAGUGGGAUAUAAAUAUAAACUUCCUCAUAUAUAUAUAUAUAUAUAUAUAUAUAUAUAUAUGAAAUUGUGUAAGUCCCAUCGUUAAUCUAAAACACUUAUAUUCAAAGCGGUUGGCUGCCAAUCCUUGGGAACUUUCCAGGAAACAAAGAAGUCAGCAGUAGCUAAUGAAGUAAUACCAGCAAACAUGGUACUAGUCCUUCAGCUGAGCAACGCUGGACUAAAUAAAGCACAGAUUCAGAUUUAUCAGUCUGUCUGUUGCAAAAGACAUCCAGUUCUGCACAGAAAGGACUUUCUGCUGAAAGAAUUCACAACAAAUAUUUAAGGCGAUAGUUUGCUUUUCUGUAUAUUUGUAUUAAAUUAUGCACAUCCUGUUUCUAAUUGUUCUGGUUGUGCCCUAAAGUUAAAAGAAUAUUUUGAACCAUGAAAAUGUUUACUUGUGUAUUUAUUUAUUUGUUAUUAAAGUAAAUAUUGCACUGAAUACACAGCACAGAUUUUACUUGGAAGGUAUGAGGGGAGUCCAUAUGUUUUGCACAGGUGCUUUUAGUUGGCAUGCAUUUAUGCUGAACAUGAACUUUCAUCUUUUGUGAAAUUUUAUUUCUUGCCUUGUUACCCCAAACUUUCAGAGCUGUAUAAGUUUUAAGACUAAACCUUCUUUAAUAUUGAAAUUUAUAUUAAAUGAAAUCAUAUAAGAUUAUGGAAGAUCUGUUUAUUUAUGCAUUCGUGCUUUCUCUCAGUGUAUAUCUUUAAUGUGUAAACUAUAUCCCCAAAGAUCACCAUUAAAAUAACUAUA